AUGAUCAGCCGCCUUACGUCCCGUGCCAUUCACGGCCCGCAGCGUUUCCGUAGCGUACGCUUUCCCCUUGCCGGUUGGCGCUCUGCCAGCCAAUCAUCGGCGUAUCCGGACCAGCCAGCCAAUGGCUGCCCGCCUCCGCGCGCCUGGCCCGCGACCGUAGCGGCUGUGCGCCUUGCUGCACGCGGGAAACGGAGAGGGAUUGGCGCAAGCAGAGGCCAAUGGGCGGUGCGCGCGAGGAGCGGGGCCAAUGAGAAUCUCAGGGGCGGGGCCGGCGCCGCGGCGGGCGGCUGUGAGGAGCGGCCGGUGCUGCUGGCCGACGUGGACACGCUGCUGUUCGACUGCGAUGGCGUGCUGUGGCGCGGCGAGACGGCCGUGCCGGGCGCGCCGGAGACCCUGCGGGCGCUGCGGGCCCGCGGCAAGCGACUGGGCUUCAUCACCAACAACAGCAGCAAGACUCGCACGGCCUACGCCGAGAAGCUAAGGCGCUUGGGUUUCGGCGGCCCGGCGGGGCCCGACGCGGGCCUCGAGGUCUUCGGCACGGCCUACUGCAGCGCGCUCUAUCUGCGCCAGCGCCUGGCCGGCGUGCCGGACCCCAAGGCCUACGUGCUGGGCAGCCCGGCCUUAGCGGCCGAGUUGGAGGCCGUGGGUGUCUCCAGCGUGGGUGUGGGCCCGGAGGCGUUGCAGGGCGAAAGCCCGAGCGACUGGCUGGCCGUACCGCUCGAUCCCGACGUGCGUGCGGUAGUGGUGGGCUUCGACCCACACUUCAGCUACAUGAAACUCACCAAGGCCGUGCGGUACCUGCAGCAGCCCGACUGUCUGCUCGUGGGCACCAACAUGGACAACCGGCUCCCGCUGGAGAACGGCCGUUUCAUUGCGGGUACCGGCUGUCUGGUGCGAGCCGUGGAGAUGGCCGCCCAGCGCCAGGCUGACAUCAUCGGGAAGCCUAGCCGCUUCAUCUUCGACUGCGUGUCCCAGGAGUAUGGGAUCAACCCAGAGCGCACCGUCAUGGUGGGAGACCGCCUGGACACAGACAUCCUCCUGGGCGCCACCUGUAGCCUGAAGACUAUCCUGACCCUCACCGGAGUCUCCACGCUUGAGGAUGUGAAGAUUAAUCAGGAAAGUGACUGCAUGAACAAGAAGAAAAUGGUCCCUGACUUUUAUGUUGACAGCAUAGCCGACCUCUUGCCUGCCCUUCAAGGUUAAAGAUCUAGUGUCUUUAAUCUCUGGAAUAAAAAAAAAUUAAAAUCA
Myodes glareolus (Bank vole) is the source of this 1248-nucleotide messenger RNA. NCBI's taxonomy places the organism in Eukaryota, Metazoa, Chordata, Mammalia, Rodentia, Cricetidae. The record is from RefSeq and is a predicted model, not a curated record.